AUGCCUCAUUUUAAUAACCGCUCCUCUUCUCCCUUAUAUGCCUCCGUGCUUCAUCAUGCAAGCUUCCACCGGCUCAGGAACGAAGUGGAUCGGCUCAAGGAGGAGCUCAAAAGGAAGAGUCAGGAGGUGAACGAGCUCAUGGAUUUGUACAAGCAGAAAUUGGAAUACAUCUCGUCUCUCCCUGACCUUUCUAUCCUUAAGUCGGAUUUGGCAGCAGCUCAAAACAAAGCUGUCGAGGCUAAGCAGGAACGUGACCAGUUGGCAGAGAAGGUAAGGGCUUUCGAAGUUUACAAUAAAUCUUUAAUAGCCGAUGCUAAUGCCCCUCCUUCUCAGGCCCGGGCAUACGUUAGCCAGAUUGAUCAACUUCGGGCGGAGCUUGAUGGGAUCAAACCCGAGCUUAAUGCCCUCCAUGAAAUGACAGUCGGUGCUGUAGCCGAGCGGGAUGUUCUCAAAGAGCAACUUCGGGCGACGGUGGAACAAGUAAACGGACUUAGCUCGUCGCUUGAUGCGGCCGAAGCUGAACGAGAUAGACUGAGCCAGGUCAUCAUCGAUCUACAGGCUGAACAUGUAAAGGCUUUUGACCAGAUCUCUAGCUAUGACGAUAUGUUAGACCACUAUAAAGCCGACGUGACUGCUGCUGAGAAGGCCAGGAAUCUUCGAGCCGAAUAUGUGCAGUGCUUAUCCCGAAGAGAAACCCUCGAAGAAGUCCAAGCCACUGGAGUGGACUUAUCAGAUCUGAUCGAGGAGGCCAAAAAGCUCGAAGUGGAAGCAAAGGCUGUAUUCGACCCAGUCUCCGGUCUUUGA
Lycium ferocissimum is the source of this 804-nucleotide messenger RNA. Its product is annotated as kinesin-like protein KIN-14D. The transcript has a single exon. Bases 1 to 804 code for a protein of 267 amino acids. NCBI's taxonomy places the organism in Eukaryota, Viridiplantae, Streptophyta, Magnoliopsida, Solanales, Solanaceae. The record is from RefSeq and is a predicted model, not a curated record.